Molecule: messenger RNA, 1753 nt
Organism: Daphnia pulex (common water flea)
Lineage: Eukaryota; Metazoa; Arthropoda; Branchiopoda; Diplostraca; Daphniidae
Product: coiled-coil domain-containing protein 22 homolog
Exons: 9
Coding region: 748-1287 (179 amino acids)
Biological process (GO): positive regulation of ubiquitin-dependent protein catabolic process
Molecular function (GO): cullin family protein binding
Source: RefSeq, a predicted model, not a curated record
CAUUUCAAAUCGAUUCACACACAUAGCAGACGCUAACACAUCAAGCGUCAUCAAUAGCGUGGUCUAUGGUGCAAUGCUAUCACUGGAGUAAGGCGUUUAUCUUCUAUUCGGGUAGCGUCAUGAUUGGCCUACCCUGAUGGCGUCAUGAUCGCUGCUGAUUGCCUUUCAAAUAGGUUUUCAGCAUUCUGCUUACACCUUUGGCAUAGAGUCACAUAUUUCACAAUCCAACAUCAAUUGGUACCAACAGCAGCCCUUCUCUCCAUCAUCCAGAAGGGUCUGAGAUCAGUGUUGGAGAUGAUGGUUCGGAACAACCCAUGGAAAGCUUAUCACUCAUUGAUGCUGUGAUGCCUGAUGUUGUUGCAAGUCGUCAACAGCAAACCCAGAACAAACAGAAACCACAAGUGGUAAAGACAGAACCACCAAAUUCCAAUGGAGAUGAACCCAUGCAUUCCAAUCGCUGGGAAGAGGAAACAGGAGUAGAGAUACCUGCCAGCAAAUCUACUGUACUUCGUGGCCAUGAAUCUGAAGUUUUCAUCUGUCUGCGCCUGAACCCAACAACAUUCAGAAGGGUGGAACUGAAGUUCCGAGCAACAAAGAUGUCACCUCACUUGACUGGUAUUUGCUGGGAUAACUGAACAGAAGUUUUAAAGAAAGACAGAAACAAUUGACAAGGCAAAAGAUUGGGAACCUGAAUGCUAUUCAGGUAACUAGUGCCAAUACAUUUUAAACAUCAAUAAAAAUAAGAUAAUGUGUUCUAAAAUUCUUCGUCACGAAAAUAGUGCAGGCGAGAAGCUUAAAGCUGCACUUGAACAUACAGUGACGUCCUUAAGAAGCAUUGUAGAAGAAAUUCGUACUAAAGAAGAUACUAUACAAAAACUUCAAACGCAUAUCGAAUCUAUGCCACCUUCAGUACUAACAAGAACAUUUUAUACUCAAAGAAUACUGAGUAUCGUAGCCAACGUCAAGAAACAAAAUGAAGAAAUGCAUCGGGUGCUUGAAGAUGUAAAAAGUGUGCAGCGUGAAAUCAAUUCAAUACAGGGAAAAGUUGAGCGUACGUUUACCGUUACGGAUGAAAUUAUUUUUCGGAUGGCCAAAUCGGAUGAGACUGCCCGGCGUAUUUACAAGUAUUUGAUUUCAUUGCAAACUGAUUGCUCUGACAUCCAAAAAUUAGUGAAAGAAUCUGGCAACUUGUCACGAGAGAUAAAGGAUUUAGAAGAUCAAGCGGAGACCGAAUUACGUAAGAAUAUUGCUACCAAAAUUAGGCGACUGCAAAGUGACCUCGAAUAGAUACGGACGGAAAAUCAGAUUUUAGAAGAACGAGUCGGUACUAAAAUUUAAUUAUUCAUCUUAGUUUGUUUCCAGUCAGUCUCACUUUGUUCAAAUUAAAUUUUUCUCACUUCAAUAAAGUUUAACAUUCCAAUAUUCCAUCUCAUUAAGUGGCCAUUAAGUGGAUUGUACAUUAUACAACGCUACUAUAAUGCAUUGAUUGUAACCUUGUACUUCGUUUAAACAAUCAAGAAGCUACCAAAAAUUUAAUUCGUUACGAUGCAAGUUACUAACGACGAUAAGCUAAGCUAUUAAAUAAGCCAUAAAUCAGAUUUCCUUCGUAUUACGUUGGAAUUGUUGAAUUAAAUGAUUAAUUGUUCCAUGAAUGCAUUCUGCAUUGCCAACACUUUCUCCUUUGCUUCAACUAGAAAUCCUGAGAAAAAAGUGUAAAAAUUAAGUAAAGAAAUUACACGUUCCAGUAAAAAUA